GUUUUGGCGCUCGUCGAGGCGGGCGUCAUUUCAGGCCAAACAAUCCACGACGCCUAUCGUGCAGAAGCAGCAUCGGCCGAAUGGCCUCGCAGCGACUUGCCUGAGAUUGACGUCUUGGAGUCUUUGGCGGCGAAGGGCGUCCUGACGAACGAGGGCGUCCUUGACUGGAUGCAGUCGGGCGUGGUGACGGCGCAGACAGGACCCGCUGGCGGGCGUUCGUCGAAGCCUCGCCGCCGCCCGACUGAUCCGAAGGACAAGGCGCCUUGGUACAUGCGCGGCUUGAAUGCCCCCAUCUUCGUGAAGACAGACCUCCAGCCGGAGCUGGCGUUGCUUUCGCGCCAGGGCAACUGCGUCGCGCACGGCGUCGGCCACGUGAUCGGCAAGGCGCUGGAUGCCGUAGCAUAUGCGAAGAUCUUCCCUGCCGCCGCUUCGCGUGGCCGCAAAUACGUGGACGUCGCCGCUGCGCUGGGCGUUGGUUUGCAGGAGGCGCCUGGGCGGGCUUGCGUCGUCGGCGCGUCGGAGAGCGGGCAGGCGCGCUCGAUCGGUCGUGCUUAUUUUUGCGAUCAUUCCCUUGGACAUUUCGAGGGCUUCGACGGUCUCAUGCCGCCGACCGUGCUAGCUGCCGCUGGCAAUGCCAUGCUGACCUUGGAAGGGUUGUUCAGGUCCUUCAAGGCGCCUGUCGCGCGCAAGGACGCGGACGUACUGAAUGCGAUCAAUUCGUCCAUCAAGGAGGCCUUGGCGCAGAACAACAACGACUUGCCGAGUGCAAUGUUGACUUUCCAUGACAACUGCAUGUUCAACAAAGGCAAUAACUUGUUGAAAGCAGGGAGCGCCGCGCCUGGCAGGCAGAGCGAACCGGGCGGCGACGGCGAGGAUGCAGAGGGCGCCCUUGCAGCCCCUGCACCGGACACGAGCAAUUCGGCUGACAGCUGGUUCGUGCUAACGGCUCAGACCAUAUCCAAUGUGUCAACUAAGCUUCAGUAUGAGUUGUUGGGAAACAAGUUGGUUCCUUAUUUCAUUGAGUGGUGUUCAACUGACAUGCAGCGGGUUCCAGGAUGCGCGUACGCUGACUGCUGCGUGUUGUACGAUCGCAGCGCUUUCGAGAACGUUUGCGGCCAGGCAGCGCAGGCAUUGGCCAAGCGCGGUCAAAACAUCGAUCAAAUAACUGUGUAUUGGGGGCCGGGCAGCGUCGGCCUAUCCCUCUACACUUCGCACUUGCACGCGAUGUACGGCGAUGAGAACCACAAGUUCUUUGAUCCGAAUAUAUUUUUCCAGGGCGAGGAGAUGCGGAAGGUGGUGGAACUCUUGGUCGGCGGCUGCAUCUUCACCGGCCAGGAGCGGCCCUCGGGGCAGAGGAGUAGCAUGCGCCAGGACUUACUCAAGAAGUUCGCCACGGCCGACACCAUCGCGGGGAGACUGCCGUACUCCAUCUUGACGAAGAUGUACAGGAUCAUCGGGUGGAAGCGCAUGGAGGUAAACCAGUUCUUCACUUUCGACAACGUCAACGAGCACAACCUGGAGUCUAUUGUGCGCCGCAUCGCCAUCAUCAAGAUACAGUCGCGGUUCUUUGACAAGCUCUACGUUGAUAAGAUUAUUCUCACCGACCCGAGCAAGUGGGUCAAGG
Molecule: messenger RNA, 1624 nt
Organism: Prorocentrum cordatum
Lineage: Eukaryota; Dinophyceae; Prorocentrales; Prorocentraceae
Source: the annotation of a GenBank genome assembly